GCCGGUGUGUAGGAGCUGUCAGUGAGUUGCUGUCAGGGGAGUCGCCGGGCAGAGCUGCUGUGAGAGUGAGUUUGCCGCUCGUGUGUGACUGUCACUAGCUGUCAGGCUUGGGUGUUGUGUGAGGGCCGCUCCGCACUUGCAGCAGGAGGUGUCUAUCAAAGCCUGAUGACUAAGAUUCCUAGCAAACCGUGUGUGAAAGCGUGGAAGUGACAUUUCUCCAAUUCUUGCCGUCCCACAGUAGACCUCUGUCUUUUAACUUGGUGAUGAUUGUGGGGUUUCAUAUUCUAUAAAUAUUUUUGGGGAAUGGCGGUCAACGUGUAUUCAACAUCGAUAACCCAGGAGACUAUGAGCAGACAUGACAUCAUUGCUUGGGUCAAUGACAUUGUGUGCUUAAACUACAUAAAGGUUGAGCAGCUCUCUUCAGGUGCGGCCUAUUGCCAGUUUAUGGAUAUGCUGUUCCCUGGCUGCAUUAGUCUAAAGAAGGUCAAGUUUCAAGCCAAGCUGGAGCAUGAAUACAUUCACAACUUCAAACUGCUGCAAGCAUCUUUUAAAAGAAUGAAUGUUGAUAAGGUCAUUCCAGUAGAAAAACUGGUGAAAGGACGCUUCCAGGACAACCUGGAUUUUAUUCAAUGGUUCAAAAAAUUCUUUGAUGCCAACUAUGACGGCAAGGAAUAUGAUCCAAUGGAAGCCCGACAAGGACAGGAUGCACUUCCUCCCCCCGACCCUGGAGAACAGAUCUUCAACCUGCCAAAAAAGCCUCAUCAUGCCAACUCCCCAACAGCAGGUGCUGCCAGGUCAAGUCCAAUUGCAAAACCUGGAUCCACAUCAUCUCGUCCAUCAUCUGCAAAGAAAGCAGUGCCCUGUCCCUCAGUAAAAAGUGACAAAGAUUUGGAAACACAAGUCUCACAUCUUAACGAACAGGUACAUUCAUUAAAAAUUGCCCUUGAAGGAGUCGAGAAAGAAAGAGAUUUCUAUUUUGGAAAGCUAAGGGAAAUCGAAUUACUUUGUCAAGAACAUGGUCAAGAGGGUGAUGACCUACUCCAGAGGCUAAUGGACAUUCUAUAUUCCUCAGAAGAACAGGAGAGUCACACAGAGCAGCAUGAAGGUGAAGAGGAGCAGGAGCAUGGGCAGGAGGAGGCAGAGCAGCAGGAGGAAUACUGACCCUAACACCCACCCGUACUUCACUGUUGUCAUUUCAUGUGGAACUUUCUUCCAAGACACACCAUCCAAUGUAAUAUAGAGAGCGCCAGUAAAAACACCAAAUUCUGUUCCACUUACUUUUCCAAGGCGUGUUUGUUUACAGAAGUCGCCCGAACAAAACAAAUGGUGUGAGCUACUCUGCGGCGACGUCUCCCACGUGACUGUUUCACAUCAUUUCCCUUGAAUUUAUUUAUUUGAAAUUGAGCUGUUUCCUUUCUCUCUGCUCGCUCACAAUUGUAAUAGCGAACAAUAUUUAUAGUUCCAUGUCAUGAAAAUGCAAAGUCACCUCCACGUAUCCAGGUCAAAUGUCACCCAUUGUUGUGUAAUCAGGUAUCAUCAGCAGAAAUGAAGUAAAUGAUACAUAUACAUCA
This is a messenger RNA of Xenopus laevis (African clawed frog), 1571 nucleotides long. It is a transcript of the gene mapre2.S, whose product is annotated as microtubule associated protein RP/EB family member 2 S homeolog. The transcript has 8 exons. The record is from RefSeq and is a predicted model, not a curated record. Gene Ontology annotation, molecular function: microtubule binding. Lineage: Eukaryota; Metazoa; Chordata; Amphibia; Anura; Pipidae. Bases 304 to 1161 code for a protein of 285 amino acids. Gene Ontology annotation, cellular component: cytoplasm; cytoskeleton; focal adhesion.